AUGUCGCGCAGAUACGAUUCUAGGACGACGACCUUCAGUCCAGAAGGGAGAUUGUACCAGGUGGAAUAUGCUAUGGAGGCCAUUUCUCAUGCAGGAACUGUGAUUGGUAUCCUUGCAAAGGAUGGCGUGGUCUUGGCUGCUGAAAAGAAGGUGACCAGCAAGUUGCUGGAGCAGGACAAGAGCUCGGAAAAGAUCUACAGCCUAAGCAAGUGAGUCGGGUCGAGCUUCGAGAUGCUCACACAGCUUUGAAGGGCUCUUCAAUGCGUAUCUCCGUGAGCAGACACCUGACGGACGCUUGUUGCCUUGCCCUUAGCAACGUGGUCACUGGCGUAGCCGGCUUGACAGCGGAUGCCAAUUCUCUGAUCAACUAUGCGCGAAACGCAGCGCAGAAGUACCUUUUGGCCUACGAUGAUGACAUGCCAGUCGAACAACUAGCACAACGUCUUUGCGAUCUCAAGCAAGGCUACACGCAAUAUGGAGGUGCGUAUUCCAGCUCAGACUGAAGCUCAACGCUGCAGUAGAGGUGUUCGAAUGCUUUUUCAGUUCGACGCGCGUCUCAUUUCAAUACUUGGCUCAAUCACUUUCGCAGGUUUGCGACCGUUCGGUGUAUCAUUGUUGUAUGCCGGGUACGAUGCCCACCACGAAUUCCAACUGUACCAUUCCGACCCUUCAGGCAACUACUCGGGGUGGAAAGCGACCUGCAUUGGAAGUAACAAUGGUACUGCCACAAGUCUCUUGAAGCAAGACUAUAAGGAGGGUCUUGGCAUCCAGGAAGCCUCGGAUCUGGCUAUCAAGACGCUUGGCAAGACCAUGGAUGCCACUACCCUGGACUCUGACAAGAGUGAGUCAAGUCGCUUUGGGCAGGGCCCGCUCGAUCCGUACAGCACUUGCGAUAGCUGACCACACUUUGCUGCCUUGCAGUCGAAUUUGCGACCCUUACCUUGGAUUCGACCGGCGUACCACGCACCAGCAUUUUCAAGCCUCAUGAUAUUGACAGGCUCAUCGAGAGGAAUGGUUUGGCAAAGCCAAAGGAAGAGAACACUGGGGAGGGCAUGGCUCUGGACUAG
Ceraceosorus bombacis is the source of this 1067-nucleotide messenger RNA. The record is from the annotation of a GenBank genome assembly. Lineage: Eukaryota; Fungi; Basidiomycota; Exobasidiomycetes; Ceraceosorales; Ceraceosoraceae.